GUAACAGUAAUUCAAGUAUUCAAGACAUUUAGCUUCAUAUGUGUUCUCUUUUGAAUUGAAGUUGCCAAAAUUCUGGAUAAACGCCUGCUGACCCAGAUUUCUUAUUGGGGUUAGGGAUUGGAGGAGGUGUUGGAAGAACUUGCUGAAAGUUUAUCAAGAUAAACUGUGCUCUAAAGUUUGUUUAGGCCAUUGAUAUUUCUAGUCUGGGUUAUUUGGAUUCUACAACUUUUCGACAAAAGAUGUAGGAAUUUUGACGGUUGAAUCACAAAAGUGGAAAAUGGCCACUGAAAGCCCAAUUAGAAUCAUGGAAACAAGUGGAAAAUGGCCAUCACACAAUGAAAUGGCGGCAUUCGGGAAACCAUCUAACAAUAUGGGCAUUGAGGACCUUGGAUCACUCUUGAAGGGCCAAAGUUUUCAAGAAAAACAGAGGGCUUUGGCUCCUAAUCGUAGUGGAAGCGCACCUCCAAGCAUGGAAGGUUCAUUUGCAGCUAUCGAGAACCUCAUGUUUAGACAUAAAAUUGCUGAAAAUGCAAGUCCAAAUAGUCAUACUGACACGUGUCAGUCUGAAGAACAACUUCGUGCAGAUCCUUCUUAUUUUGCAUAUUACUCGGCCCAUGUUAAUUUAAACCCCAGACUCCCUCCACCUCUAAUUUCUGAUGAAAAUCGACAUCUCUUUCGUAAUGUAGCAAGUACAGGAAAUAAUCGAAGAUUGCCAUCUUUUGAUGAUUCUAGUGGCUCUUUCCGCUUGACUCAGAGUAACCUUUCUACUCACAGGGAAGAGUCAGAUGAUGAUCGAUCACCAAAACAGGAAGAUUUUCCUCGAGCUCCAUCACCUUUGCAGUCUCGCUCAUAUAGACAUGAAACAAUCGAGGAAGCAUAUAAUCAUGAUGGUGAUGAUACGGGGCAACUUUUGUACUCUGAUCCUGCAACUGCAGCUAUUUCAAGUUCAUCAUCAUUAGAUAGUAGAGUGGGCAUGCCAUCCCUUAACAUGAGUCCGAUCAGCCAUUCAGAAGAUGAUGUUUCAUCCGUUGCAGGUAUAACAAAUGGAAUUGUUGCCAUUGAUGUUUUGGAAAGUCAAAGAGAGCAACAGCAGAGAAGUAUGUUCCACGUUCAUGGCCACCAUCCUCAAAUAGUUUCACAAGGUCAAACAUAUAUUGGCAUGAAUCAUUUUCUUCAAAGUCCCUCCAAUUUCUCCUCUGAGGUACAACGGGUACUUCAGUCAUCGGGAUUGACACCACCGUAUGCAUCUGGUUCAGCAUACAUGAUGUCAGGAAAUCAUGUUUACCCAAACAUGGUUCCAUCUGGAUACUUUCCUCAACAAUACUUAGGUGGAUAUGCAUUCAAUCCCGCAUCUAUUUCACCUUAUGUAACUGGAUAUCUCCCUACUGGUCCUGCUCCUAUGCCUUUUGACAUAAAUGGUUCUCCAAGCUUUAUUGGUCAGAAUCAAACUUCUGGAGUUAAUUUGCAACAUUUGAACAAGUUUUAUGGGCAUCUUGGGUUACCGAUUCAAUCUCCAUUUGGUGAAAGUUUGCAGCUUUCUACUCAUGGAGAUGACCAGAUACAGAAACAGCAACAUUUAGGAAUCAUGGGCCACAGCAACUUGAACUUUGGGAGCCCAACCAACAUGGGUGUUCUGCAGUUUCCAACCUCAACGUUUGCUAGUCCACCUAUGCCAGGAUCCCCGAUAGGUGGGAUCGGUUUCCCUGGUGGGAGAAAUGGAAUUAGGCCAUCAUCUAGUCCGUAUGCUGGAUGGCAAGCACAUAGUGGACGUCAGGUUUUCAAAGAUCCAAAAACUUAUUCUUUUCUUGAAGAACUGAAAUCUGGUAAAGGUCGCAGGCUUGAGCUUUCUGAUAUUUUUGGGCACGUCGAUGAAUUCUGUGGUGAUCAACAUGGAAGUCGAUUCAUUCAACAGAAGUUGGAAAUAUGUAGCAUUGAGGAGAAAGAAUCUGUAUUUAAGGAAGUUCUUCCAAAUGCUUCCAGUUUAAUCACUGAUGUUUUUGGUAACUAUGUCAUCCAAAAGUUUUUUGAGUAUGGAAGUGGUGAGCAAAGGAGGGAGCUUGGAAACCAGCUUGAAGGUCAGAUAUUGCCUUUAAGUCUGCAGAUGUAUGGCUGCCGAGUGAUCCAAAAGGCCCUUGAUGUUAUCGAGCUAGAACAAAAGAUCAAGCUUGUUCUUGAGCUGGAUGGACAUGUCUUGAGAUGUGUUCGUGAUCAGAACGGAAAUCAUGUGAUACAGAAGUGUAUAGAGAGUAUACCAAUGGAGAAAAUAAAAUUCGUGAUCUCAUCUUUUCGUGGUCAAGUUGCAGCCCUUUCAACACAUCCAUAUGGGUGCCGUGUCAUACAGAGGGUUCUAGAACACUCUACAGAUGAAUUACAUAGCCAAUUUAUAGUCAAUGAGAUACUGGAAUCUGUUUAUACUCUUGCACAGGAUCAAUAUGGCAAUUAUGUGACUCAGCAUGUGCUGAAGAGGGGAAAGCCUGAGGAAAGAAGCCAAAUCGUGCACAAGUUGGCCGGUCAUGUUGUACAACUGAGCCAACAUAAAUUUGCAUCAAAUGUCAUCGAGAAGUGUUUGGAAUAUGGCGAUUCUGCAGCAAGGGGAAUCCUGAUCGAAGAGAUUGUUGGUCUUGGUGAUAAUAGCGAAAACUUAUUGGCGAUGGUGAAAGACCAAUUUGCGAAUUAUGUCAUCCAGAAGGUUCUUCAAACAUGCAUGGGAGACCAACGAGAAGUGUUGCUUGGUCGUAUAAAGAUUCAUCUCAAUUCAUUGAAGAAAUAUACUUACGGAAAACAUAUUGUCACUCGCUUUGAACAACUGUACGACGAAGAAGUUGAGGCAUCCGGUUCGUGACCGAUUACAGAAACUGGAAAACGGAAAAGGUAUAUUCGAGGCAUGGGAUGGUUAGGAAGUGACGAAAAUAUCGAACUAUGAGUCGAUAUAUAUAGAUGGUUUUUUAACAAUCAUGAUGCACAGGAUGCAGAAUAGUGAUGAUCCUCCUUGCAGCUGCAAAUUUGUGAACCAUUUUUUUCAAGUGUGUGGUGGUUUGAAUAUAUAUUUUUCUAAACUUAAAAUGGUUAAAAUAGAUCGAGAUUGAAGAUCACAUGAGAAUUUUAUCUUUUGUGAGAA
Molecule: messenger RNA, 3118 nt
Organism: Cynara cardunculus var. scolymus (artichoke)
Lineage: Eukaryota; Viridiplantae; Streptophyta; Magnoliopsida; Asterales; Asteraceae
Product: pumilio homolog 5-like
Exons: 10
Coding region: 278-2842 (854 amino acids)
Biological process (GO): post-transcriptional regulation of gene expression
Cellular component (GO): cytoplasm
Molecular function (GO): mRNA binding
Source: RefSeq, a predicted model, not a curated record